AUGAAGAUAUCUAAGUGGAGGUGGAGCAGCAUCUCCAUCAGUGCGCGAUCCCAGCUGAAAGGCACCCUGGCCCUUCUUCUUGUGGGCAACGUUGCCUUUGUGAUAGCUCAGGACCUGACGCAGACCUCCAACAGCCUGGAGGAAGGGGCAGACGUCACCGCGUACUGGUGGGGCGAGUGGACCAAGUGGACGGCGUGCACCAGGACCUGCGGGGGAGGCGUCAAGUCCCAGGAGAGGCACUGCCUGCGGCAGAGAAGAAAGUCAGUGAGCGGGCUGGCUAAUAAAACGUGCACUGGAACAUCCAAAAGAUACCAGCUCUGCAAAGUACAAGAGUGCCCUGCGAACGGAAGGAGCUUUCGAGAGGAGCAGUGUUCAUCAUUUAACUCCCAUGUGUAUAACGGCAGAACGUAUCAAUGGAAACCUUUAUAUCCUGAUGACUAUGUUCACAUUUCUAGCAAGCCCUGUGACCUCCAUUGCACCACUGUGGAUGGUCAGAGACAGUUAAUGGUUCAGGCUCGGGAUGGAACAUCCUGCAAAUACACUGAUUUCCGAGGGGUUUGCGUGUCUGGAAAAUGUGAGCCCAUUGGAUGCGAUGGCAUUCUCUUUUCCACCCACACCUUGGAUAAAUGUGGAGUUUGCCAAGGAGAUGGAAGCAGCUGCACUCACGUAACCGGCAGUUACCGGAAAGGAAAUUCUCAUCUUGGCUAUUCUCUGGUAACGCACAUUCCUGCUGGAGCGAGGGAUAUCCAGAUAGUAGAACGGAAAAAAUCUGCAGAUGUUUUGGCCGUGGCUGAUGAAGCCGGGUACUAUUUCUUCAAUGGGAACUACAAAGUUGACAGUCCAAAGAACUUCAACAUUGCAGGCACAGUGUUCAAGUACCGCAGGCCCAUGGAUGUGUACGAGACCGGCAUAGAGUAUAUUGUUGCACAAGGACCAACAAAUCAAGGGUUGAAUAUCAUGGUCUGGAAUCAAAACGGCAAGAAUCCAUCCAUCACGUUUGAAUACACCCUCUUGAGGAAGCCACACUCAAAAAAUCUGCAGCCCAUCUACUACACCUUCUCUGAGUCAGAUAGCGAAGAGAGCAGAGAGUUUGAUGGAGACGUGCCAUUGGGUUUUAUCCAGCACAAUGCAACCUAUUUUGGGAAAAUCUCCAGGGAAAGGAUAGACUUGGAGAACCAGGUGUUUGGAAGGCAGGACACGGAGGAAGAUUUAAACUUGAGCAAAGGUCAGGAAACCAAUGAGGUCUAUGAAAGAGCAGAAACAAUUGACUGUGAGCCAAAACUGAAGGGCAAACAACCCCAAGGUUCUGGUUUCUGGCGGGUGGGGGAUUCAAACGUAACCAGGUCUACUUACCAGACAGACCAUGACGACAGAGACUUCGACCCCAGGUUCACCUCCAGGGAAUUCGUUUUGGAGAACGCCAUCACGGACAAGCUGCUGGACAAGACCUCGGACUCCAAGGAGCUGGUGCUCAACAUGACCAUGAACAGCAUCUUUGCCCAGGGAGACCCAAUCAACUCCGUGGGGUCACAUAUUGACAGCCUCUAUGUUGACUACGAAGACACUGAUGGCAUUGUGACCUACACCAUUAAUAGCACUUACAUGGAGCUGAGCAACGGCAAAGCCAUCAACGCAUCUGCAGAGACGCCGUUUUCAAAUGCCACUGUCACCAUGACAAGCCCUCAAGGGAACAGAACCCACAAAGCAAGAAACAGAUUGAAGUUGUUAAGAAAGGGCCAAGGUGUGAGUGCUGCUGACAUGUACAGGUGGAAGCUUUCCUCCCAUGAACCCUGCAGCUCUACAUGCACCACAGGAGUGAUGUCCACAUAUGCUAUGUGUGUUCGCUAUGAUGGGAUCGAAGUGGAUGAUACGUACUGUGAUGCCAUGACCCGUCCUGAGCCCAUCCAUGAGUUCUGUGCUGGGAGAGAAUGCCAGCCAAGGUGGGAGACGAGCAGCUGGAGCGAGUGCUCCCGCACCUGCGGGGAGGGCUACCAGUUCCGCAUCGUCCGCUGCUGGAAGAUGAUCUCCCCGGGAUUCGAUAGCUCCGUCUACAGCGACCUCUGCGAGUCGGCCGACAUCACCCGGCCGGACGAGCGCAAGGUCUGCAAGAACCCAGCCUGCGGGCCCCAGUGGGAGAUGUCCGAGUGGUCCGAGUGCUCAGCCCGGUGUGGAGAGCGGAGCGUGGUGACACGGGACAUCCGCUGCUCGGAGGACGAGAAGCUGUGCGACGCCAGCGCCCGGCCCCUGGCCGAGAAGAACUGCACAGGGCCGCCCUGCGACCGGCAGUGGACCGUCUCCGACUGGGGACCG
This is a messenger RNA of Leptosomus discolor (cuckoo roller), 2310 nucleotides long. The record is from RefSeq and is a predicted model, not a curated record. Lineage: Eukaryota; Metazoa; Chordata; Aves; Leptosomiformes; Leptosomidae.